Polyodon spathula (Mississippi paddlefish) is the source of this 790-nucleotide messenger RNA. RefSeq names its product E3 ubiquitin/ISG15 ligase TRIM25-like. The record is from RefSeq and is a predicted model, not a curated record. Gene Ontology annotation, molecular function: zinc ion binding. The coding region runs from base 176 to 775 and encodes 199 amino acids. Lineage: Eukaryota; Metazoa; Chordata; Actinopteri; Acipenseriformes; Polyodontidae. The transcript has a single exon.
AUUUAGAAACAGUUUCAUAGAGUCACUGAUUCAGCAGUCUCUGCUCAGCCUGCUUGUCUAAAACUGGCCUCAGUCCCAAACCCCACCUCUGAGAGCUUUACUCAGUUCUAGGAAAUCAGCACAGUGGUCUCAUUUCUUGUGAAAUCGUCAGUCUGUCUGUCCCACUGCAGCAGAAAUGGCAGAAGCAAAUAUUCUUGUAGCACAUGACCAGUUUAGCUGUUCAGUGUGUCUGGAGCUAUUGAAGGACCCAGUCGCUAUUCCAUGUGGACACAGUUACUGUAUGGGGUGUAUUAAGAACUGCUGGGAUCAGACUGAUCAUACAGGUGUCUACAGCUGCCCCCAGUGCAGAGAGACCUUUACCUCAAGGCCUGUUCUGCGCAGAAACACCGUGCUGGCUGAAGUCGUGGAGGAAUUAAAGAAGACAGGACUCAAUCCUCCUCCUGCUGAAAGUUAUGCUGGACCUGGAGAUGUGCCGUGUGAUUUCUGCACUGGGACAAAGUUCAAAGCUGUGAAAUCCUGUUUGACGUGCCUGGCCUCUUACUGUGAAACACACGUCAAGCCACACUAUGAGGGGGCUGCUUUCAAGAGGCACAAGCUGGUCAAUGCAACUGGAAAUCUGGAGCAGAAGCUUUGUGCUGAACACCAAAAGGUUUUGGAGGUCUUCUGUAGAACCGAUCAGACGUGUAUUUGCGUGUUGUGUACAGAAGAUGAACACAAGAGCCAUGAUACAGUCUCAGCUAAGAAAGAAAGGACUGGGAAACAGGUAAGGGUUUGAACCAUUUCCUUGUAG